Molecule: messenger RNA, 291 nt
Organism: Schizosaccharomyces japonicus yFS275
Lineage: Eukaryota; Fungi; Ascomycota; Schizosaccharomycetes; Schizosaccharomycetales; Schizosaccharomycetaceae
Exons: 1
Coding region: 1-291 (96 amino acids)
Biological process (GO): snRNA processing
Source: RefSeq, a predicted model, not a curated record
AUGGAAACGAAAAACUCUGUUUUGUCUAAUGAGCUCAAGUGUUUAUACAUUAGAGGGCUGUAUCUAACCGAAAAAAUUAUUCGCAAAUAUUUUUCAGUUACAGAUUUUCAGAUUCAGUGGAUCGAUGAUUUAAGCGCUCUUCUAAAAUUUAAAAAUUCUAACGAUGUUGAAGAAGCUUACUACCAUUAUCUAAGUCUUGGUAGUGUUCUGAAUGCACUUGUGAAACCGAUUUAUGGAACACAAGAAGAAAUUACGAAUAUUUACCUUUCACCUGGUAAAUCACCGUUAUAG